AUGUCCCCGACUGCUCCUGCUGAUGGCUCAUAUCCAAAGCGGAAGAGGUCGCAGUCGCGCACUUCAGAAAAUGAGCAGCCUCCAGCGACACGACGCAGGUCCGCGUCGCCUCCACCGCCAGCACGCAUUGUGGACAUGCCAAAGGUCAGCGACGUAGACCCUGUACGGCGGGCAGAACGAGAGCGACAGCUAGCUGCGCGUAUGGCUGCGACUGAGCUCGAGAAAUUGGAGAAGGAGAAAGAGAAGGAAAAGAAGAAGGAGCCCGGGUUCGAUGCCAAAGCUGAGUUUGCCAAGCUUACCGGCACUCGUUCUGGUGGUGUCUACCUGCCGCCAGCGCGUCUUCGUGCCAUGCAGGAGGCGGCAUCAAAGGACAAAGCCAGUGCCGAGUAUCAACGACUCUCAUGGGAUGCGCUGCGCAAGUCUAUCACCGGUAUCGUUAACCGAGUAAACGUCGCCAACAUUAAGCACAUUAUUCCGGAACUGUUCCAGGAGAACCUUAUUCGUGGACGGGGACUGUUUGCGCGGAGUGUUAUGAAGGCGCAAGCAGCCAGUUUGCCGUUCACCCCGGUAUUCGCAGCGCUCGUGGCUAUCAUCAACACUAAGUUGCCCCAGGUCGGAGAGCUGGUCCUCACGCGCUUGAUCAGUCAAUUCCGCAGAGCUUUCAAGCGCAAUGACAAAAUUGUGUGCCAUUCCACGACCACCUUCAUCGCGCAUCUCGUCAAUCAAGGAGUUGCACACGAGAUCAUCGCGCUGCAGAUCCUAGUCUUAUUGCUUGAACGUCCGACUGACGACUCCAUUGAAAUUGCAGUCGGAUUCAUGCGCGAGGUCGGCGCCUUUCUUGCCGAGAACUCACCAAAAGCGAAUGCGACCGUUUUCGAACGCUUCAGGGCUGUGCUCAACGAGGGCACUAUCAGCCAGCGUGUUCAGUAUAUGAUUGAGGUGCUCAUGCAGGUCCGGAAGGACAAGUAUAAGGACAACCCGAUUAUCCCUGAGGGCCUGGAUUUAGUGGAAGAAGAUGACCAGAUCACACACCAAAUCCAGCUGGAGGAAGAACUUCAGGUGCAGGAAGGCCUAAAUAUCUUCAAAUAUGACCCGAACUACCUCGAGAUUGAGGAGAGGUAUAAGUCUAUCAAGACUGAGAUUCUCGGAGAGGGAUCGGAAGAGGAAGAGAGCGGUUCGGAGGAAUCAUCUGAUGAAGACGAGGAAGAAGUCGAAGAAAAGCAAGGCAUUGAGGACCGAACGGAAACAAAUCUGCUCAAUUUGCGCCGUGUCAUCUACUUGACCAUUAUGAAUGCUCUGAACUAUGAAGAAGCCGUUCACAAGUUACUCAAGGUGCAAAUUAAGGAAGGACAGGAGAUCGAAAUGUGCAACAUGAUCAUUGAGUGUUGUUCUCAAGAGCGGUCUUACUCGACGUUCUAUGGGCUCAUCGGCGAGCGGUUCUGCAAGCUCAACCGAGUCUGGAAUGACUGUUUCGAGCAAGCGUUCGGCAACUAUUAUACCACAAUCCAUCGCUACGAGACGAACCGUCUCCGCAACAUUGCUCGUUUCUUCGGUCACCUGUUUGCGACCGACUCAAUAUCAUGGGCGGCACUUGAAUGUAUCAAGCUCACCGAGGAUGAUACCACGUCGAGUAGCCGCAUCUUCAUCAAGAUCAUGAUGAAUGAGGUUACCGAAUCGAUGGGACUGAAGAACGUGGUGGAGAGGUUCGAGGACAAUGAGGUGAAGGCGUGCUGCCGAGGCAUGUUCCCCAUGGACAACCCGAAGGACACUCGUUUCGCCAUCAACUACUUCACGAGCAUCGGUUUGGGCGCUGUCACGGAAGAGAUGCGCGAGCACCUGAAGAACGCACCCAGGAUCAUCAUGGAACAGCGGCGAGCGAUGCUGGAAGCUGAGACAUCGUCGUCGGAUUCUUCGUCAGACUCGGAUUCCGAUGAGGCCUCUUCCGAAUCCGACUCUGAGCCCACCUCAUCAGAGAGCGAGUCAGACUCCUCGCCCCGAAGGCGGCGGACUGUCACUCCUCCACGGAGAGACCGUCGCGAGUACUCACGCACCCCGCCUCGUCGGGAGAGCGGCCGAGGACGUGGUGAUCAGCUCUCUCCUCCACGCCGCGAUCGACGUCCCUCUCCGUCGCCUCCCCCUCAAUACCGGGACGAGCGCGACAGAUACAGGUCGCGCCGUGAGUCGCCACCUCUACGUCGCAGGGACUACACCCCGGACAGACGUGGCCACGAUCGCGCCCGCACGCCUCCACGGUCUCCAUCACCGCCGCCUCGCCGGCGGUAUGACAGCCCAAGGCGCCAAUCUCGCUCGCGCUCGCUGCCUCGGCGCGAUGUGGACAAGGAUGCGAGACGAUUGAGAGAUGACUACGAUAGGAGACGGGAUGAUUUGCAGGACCGUGCUGGACGACGAAACGAUUCAAGGGAUAGAUACGGACGGGAAUCGAGGCGGUGA
Messenger RNA from Laetiporus sulphureus 93-53, 2451 nucleotides. RefSeq names its product MIF4G-domain-containing protein. The transcript has 7 exons. Gene Ontology annotation, biological process: mRNA splicing, via spliceosome. Gene Ontology annotation, cellular component: catalytic step 2 spliceosome. Gene Ontology annotation, molecular function: RNA binding; protein binding. The coding region runs from base 1 to 2451 and encodes 816 amino acids. The record is from RefSeq and is a predicted model, not a curated record. NCBI's taxonomy places the organism in Eukaryota, Fungi, Basidiomycota, Agaricomycetes, Polyporales, Laetiporaceae.